AAAAUCCACAUCCCUUUUUUUUUAGAUUUUUAUUUUCUCUUUCUCUCUCUUUUCCCUUUUCUUCAUACACUUCCUUUCUUCUAAAAAGCCACUCAUUUGCUAUCUUUCUCUCUCUCUCUCUGGAGCUGAAGAACAGAGAAAAAAGGGUUUUGUUAUCUGACCAAAGGACCCAUUUCAAUAAAGCUUUCUUUGGUGAGGAAAAAAGUCUGAAGCUUUGAAUAGAAAGUGGCACAGAUUCUGAAUUAAUGGGUGGAUUGUGCAUCUUUAAAGACCAAAGUGGUUGUGUUUGUGUGGGAACUUCUUUUGUUUUGUAGCUGUCUGAACUUGAUCCUGAAGUUUUGGGGGUUUAGUUAGUGUCUGUUUUUUUUUCUGAACUGUUAGAAGAGAUGGAUGUAAGUGAGAAAGAUGAGUUGAGGAAUGGUGAUACUACUGUGAACUAUGAUGAUUCAGCUAAUAACCAGCCUGCAGAUUGGAGAGUCUCUGGUUCUAAUCCGGUCUCUGAUUCAUAUCCUACAGAGAAUAAUCUGAUCUCGUCUUGCUCUCCAUCUCAGAUGAUGGAUUCAUUUGGGCAAACUCUUUGGUAUGAUCCAACAAAUGUUCAAGCUGUGGGUGGUUAUGGUGGUUUCAACGGUGGUAAUAACGCCUCUUCUUCUUCGAGUUCCUUUAGGGGUAUUGAUAGAUCUGUUGAAAUGAGUUGGAAUCUGCCUAACUUGUUGCCUCCCAAAGGCAACGGGAUGUUCUUGCCAAACGCUGGAAGCUUCCUGCCGCCGAGUAUGGCUCAGUUCCCUGCUGAUUCAGGGUUCAUAGAGCGUGCGGCGAGGUUUUCGCUGUUCAGCGGUGGGAGUUUUAGUGAGAUGAUGAAUCAGCAGCAGCAACCACUUGGGAAUCCGGAGUCGAUUGGUUUGUUUCUUCAAGGGCAGUGUCCAAGUAAUGAAGUGAAUGUUGGUGUAGCUCACAAUGAUGCUAUGAAAGAGACUAAUGUUAGAGCUAGUGAACAAGGUAAUAAACAGAAUGUUCCUGGUUCUGGCAAUGUGUCUGAGGAUACUCAGUCUAGUGGUGGUAAUGGUCAGAAAGGUGGGGAGACUUCUUCUAAAGGUUUUGACUCAAAGAAGAGAAAAAGAAAUAGUCAGAAUCCUGAAGCAGAUCAGUCACACAAAUCUCAGCAAUCUGAGGAAGAAGCAGACAACAAUGGUGGUGGUGGUGAUAAAAAGAGAAAUGAUGAGCAGAGUCCAAAUUCACAGGGGAACAAAACAAACAGUGGGAAACAACAACAGGGCAAACAAGCGUCUGAUCCUAAAGAUGGAUAUAUUCAUGUGAGGGCUCGUAGAGGCCAGGCUACAAAUAGCCACAGUCUUGCAGAAAGAGUCAGGAGGGAAAAAAUCAGUGAAAGGAUGAAGUUUCUUCAGGAUCUUGUACCCGGAUGCAACAAGGUGACUGGAAAGGCUGUUAUGCUUGAUGAAAUCAUAAACUAUGUGCAAUCUCUACAACGCCAAGUUGAGUUCUUAUCGAUGAAACUAGCAACUGUGAACCCACAAAUGGACUUUAACCUUGAAGGUCUUCUUGCCAAAGAUGCACUUCAACUACGAGCUGGUACUUCAUCUGCAACACCAUUUCCCCCAAGUAUGCCGAUGGUUUAUCCUCCUCUACCACAUGGAUUCAUGCAACAGACCCUUUCAAGCAUGGGAAGGAACAUUAGCUCUCCAUUGUCUCCCCCAAUAAAUGGUGGUUACAAGCGACAGGAAACAAAUGGAUGGGAAGGUGAUCUUCAAAAUGUGAUACAGAUUAACUAUGGAGCUGGUGAUGUCCCACCUGACUCUCAAGCAGCAGCAACAGAGGCAUCUCAUCCAUCUUCAAACAUGAAGGUUGAGCCGUGAGAUUUCCUUCCUGUUAGAUAGAAUGUUAUAUUCUUGUAAUCUUUCUUUCCUCUCUUCAGUUUACUGUGUACUAUAUGAUAAUGAUUGUAUUAACGAAUACUACUACUACUACUAAUAAGGAUAUAAGAUUAGGUAAAAUUUGUGAACACCACAAGUCUAAACAGUUUCAAAUAUGUUAU
This is a messenger RNA of Eruca vesicaria subsp. sativa (arugula), 2053 nucleotides long. Lineage: Eukaryota; Viridiplantae; Streptophyta; Magnoliopsida; Brassicales; Brassicaceae. The record is from the annotation of a GenBank genome assembly.